AUGCACCAUUCGUUAGUUAUUGUUCGGUUUCGAACAGGAGAAGUGACGAUGGAGAACAUGGUUAGACUGUAUCAUUCUCCUUGCAUGAUUUGGUCAUCAAACAUGCAAAUACAAUCUUUCUUUGUUAUGGACGCCUGGAUCCUUGUUCCUGAUGUGGAGUCAGGUUUUACCAAACUCCUGGAUCUCUGCAAGUGCACAGAUCGCGGAAGUAUGGGUAUCGAACCAAGGACUGGCUACUCCUCAGGUUUUACCAAACUCCUAGACCUCUGCAAGUGCACAGAUCGCGGAAGUAUGGGUAUCGAACACAAGGACUGGCUAUUGAGUACACUUUGA
Molecule: messenger RNA, 333 nt
Organism: Microthlaspi erraticum
Lineage: Eukaryota; Viridiplantae; Streptophyta; Magnoliopsida; Brassicales; Brassicaceae
Source: the annotation of a GenBank genome assembly